Hypanus sabinus (Atlantic stingray) is the source of this 560-nucleotide messenger RNA. RefSeq names its product dispanin subfamily A member 2b-like. The record is from RefSeq and is a predicted model, not a curated record. Bases 1 to 327 code for a protein of 108 amino acids. Gene Ontology annotation, cellular component: plasma membrane. The transcript is spliced from 2 exons. NCBI's taxonomy places the organism in Eukaryota, Metazoa, Chordata, Chondrichthyes, Myliobatiformes, Dasyatidae.
AUGGAGUACAGAAGUGAUCAGAUCCCAAUGGCUCCUCGCACGGUUCAGGUGGUGCCUGACGUGCUCCCCGUCCGUGAUCACCUGCCCUGGUCCAUCUUCAACUUUCUCUACAUGAAUUUCUUCUGCUUGGGCUUAACUGCCAUGGUGUUUUCGAUUAAGUCUAGAGAUCGGAAAGUAGUUGGUGACAUCGAAGGAGCUCAGCACUAUGGAUCUACAGCAUGGUCACUCAAUAUUGUAGCCACUGUGAUUGGUGUUCUUUCCAUCGUAAUCACCAUUACAGUGGUAUUUAUUCAACUGCAUUCGGCAAUAAAUCACCGUUAUUAUUAGCAUGAUGCGAUUACAUGCCUUGAAGUAAAAGGACGAAUGAUGGUCACAGCAGUUUAUUGGUCAUGGAGCUUGUGAUGGAGCUGUUUAACUUUUUUGAUGCAUUGUUUACUAUUGCUUACUUUGUCUGUAAUCUUUAUGGAGGCCUGAUAUACUUAAUCAACUGGCCACAAUAUAGAUCUCUUCUAUAAAAUGGGGACAAUAUAUGGCUUGGAUGUUAUUAAUAAAGUAAUUGA